CCCCCAGACGAUUACGGCUCCUACGAGGCUGUGGAAGGCCCCCCGGGUGCCCCCCUCUUCCCCGAGCCCUCCCUGGACCCCGAGGGGCUUUGCGAGCCCCCAGGGGGGGCGAAGGGCGCUGGGGUGGGGGGGGUCCCCGACUUCCUGCCCUCGGCGCAGCGGGCGCUCUACCUGCGCCUCCAGCACAAGCAGCGUGAGGAAGAGGAGCGGGCGCGAAGGCUGGCUGACGGCAACAGGCAGGAACGCACCGACGAGGAAGGUGACACUGGCAACUGGUACUCGAGUGACGAGGACGAGGGUGGCAGCAGCGUCACCUCCAUCCUCAAGACCCUCCGGCAGCAGAGCUCGGGCCGGCCCCACGGCGACAUGGGGCAGCCCCACAGCGACAUGGGGCGGCCCCACGGCGCCUCCGACCCCCGGCUGCAGAAGACGGCAGUGGGAAGCGGCCGCCCCGCAGACCCCCGGCUGCGGGACCCCCGCUUGGCUCGCGGCACUGAGCCCUCCGAGGCCGUCCCGGUGGACCCCCGGCUGGCUCGGCAUGGCCCCAAAGUGGAACAGCUUCACCCCGGAGGCCCCAAACCCCCCGGGGGAGGCCCUGAAGAGGACGACGGCGGCGAGCGGGCGCUGCGGGAGAAGCCCCUGGGCAUCCCCCUGGAAGCGCUGCCGGGCCAGGCGCUGCGGGACCCCCGGGGGCAGCUGCAGCAGUUCAGCCACAUCAAGAAGGCCGUGGUGCUGAGCAAGCCGCCCUUCGCCCGCACGGUGCUGUGGAACCCUGAGGACCUCGUCCCGCUGCCCAUCCCCAAGCAGGAUGCGGCCCUCACCGACCCGCGCCUCCACCCGCGGCAGCACCGCGCUGCCGAGCCUGCACCGCCCGGCGGCCUCCCCGACUUCGAGCUCCUCUCACGGAUCCUAAAGACGGUGGCGGGGGGGGACAAACCCAGCGACCCCCGUGUGCGCAAAGCGCCGGCGGAUCCCCGUCUGCACAAAGCCUCCGAAAGCGGAGGCUGCGGGGCCACCAAAAGCGCUGAGCCUCCCGGCGCCACUACUGCUGCCAGUACCGAUGGCGCACCGGCCAUUGCGCCCUACGACCCCCGGCUGCUCACCAAGGGCAGCGGGCAGAGCAGCGUGCUGAGCGCCAUCAGCCUCUACGACCCCAGGACUCCUCCGGUGGCCCCCAGAGCCUCGGAGCCUCCCGGUGAGGCCUCCAAAACCACCGGCGAGGCCUCCAAAGCUGCUGACGGCACCGCCAAAGCCGCCGCCAAGCCCAAGGAGCCGCUCUUCAUCCGACGCUCGGCUCUCGAGCAGCCCGAGGUUUCGUCCGACGCCGCUUCCGACCGCUAUAACAGCUACAACCGGCCCCGACCCAAAGCCCCCACGCCCUCCGUCGCCCCCCCGGAGACUCCCCCGCAGCCGGGCCUCCCCAGCGCGCCCAUGCCGUUCGGUGGCAGCCCCUUCGCCGGCGGCAGCCCCAGCACCGAGCAGCAGCAGCAGCCCGAGGACGCCGCCUCCCUCAAGGACGUCUUCAAGGGCUUUGACCCCACGGCCUCACCCUUCUGCCAGUAGCGCCGCCUGCGGGGUCCUCCGCU
Messenger RNA from Oxyura jamaicensis (ruddy duck), 1586 nucleotides. Its product is annotated as zinc finger CCCH domain-containing protein 4-like. Gene Ontology annotation, molecular function: RNA binding. The annotation marks the transcript as partial. The transcript has 2 exons. Gene Ontology annotation, biological process: negative regulation of DNA-templated transcription. The record is from RefSeq and is a predicted model, not a curated record. Lineage: Eukaryota; Metazoa; Chordata; Aves; Anseriformes; Anatidae. Gene Ontology annotation, cellular component: nucleus.